AUGGAUGCGAUGCGGGACCCUCGUUAUGCCGAUUUGGUCGCGUCAAUGCCCCAGAAUACAUUCGUUGAAGCCCUACAUCUUCUUUCGCCGGGCUAUUUUAUAGAUCCGUAUCGUGAAAUACACCGACCACUCCAUCCAUCGACAGUACAAGCGAAAGGAUACAAGUCACUGGAGUCUGUCUUUGAUGAGUUUGUGAACAACGUCGCAGCAAUCGUGCAGCUUCGUCAAUCGGCCGGACACCACCUGGGUCUAGCUGAAUACACACAUCUACUAGACUGCGCGCGGUCAAUUGGCGAUGCGAUGGUGGCAGACAGGAUCUGGUACGGCAUGAAAGACAACGAAGUGAAUCCGGAUGUACAAUGCUACAACUACUACAUGGAAGCCAAGGUUUGGAACGGGGCGUACGCUGGUCGGGAAAAGUACAAUCUGCGAAUGACCCCAUUUGCCUAUCGCAAGCGAAGGUUCGUCGAUCCCAAUGAAGGCUGGCAGGGCUACGGGACUGCUGGUCGAAGUGUCCGUAAAGAGGUACUGGAUAUCUUCAAUGAGAUGACAGAGGCAGGACACCAAGGGAACGAAGCAACCUUUGUGAAUGUGAUUCUGGCUUGCGGCCGGGUAGGGCAUCUGAGAGGCAUCAAGAAUGUGCUCAAGACGGCGUGGAACGUCGAUGUCGAUGCACUGCUAGCAGAGCCAGACAACUCUAAGCUUCCUCCAGUCACGACCUACGAUCCCUCGUCACCUCUACGCCCUAGCAGCCAUCUCCUCUUCGCAGUUGCCCAUGCGAUUGGCACAAACAACAAAAUACCAGCUGCACUACGCACAAUCGAGUUUAUCUCUCAUUCCUAUAGCCUCGCAGUCCCAGAAAAGGUGUGGCUUGAGCUAUUCGAGCGGGCUUUCGUGCUGUCCCGUCCAAGAUUUGGCCCCGAUGCAAAGCGCAAUGCAAAAGGGAAGGUCCCCUACGACUUCCUAACUGUCAUGUUCCAAACCAUGAUCUCAGCGCCGUACAACGUCCGCCCAACAAUCCAAAUCCACCACAUGCUCGCCAAAACAGCCUGGGACCGAGACCGGCUCUCCGAGUUCCUGCACCACAUGCGCGCUGCCUGCGACGUGCUUACUGAAACACGACAAAGGCGAAAGAAAGCCCGAUACAUCAUCGAAGAAUACCUCUGCACAUUACACACCCACAACAACCCACAACAACGAAAUGAAGUCCUCAUCUCCCCCACCCUCGCAGAUGCAGUACACAACUACGACAUCCUCCGUCUCCGCACCGCCCAACAAACCAUGAUCAUGGAACGACUUGCCCGUCUCCUGAUGAUAAACAACCGCUGGACGGGCCGCAAUAAUCCAGUCUGGGAACGAUGUCUUCUCCCCCGCGCAGUCGAAGAAUGGCAGGAUUUCUUACCUGAAUCGUUCAAUUAUCAUACCCGUGGUGGAUUAGUGCAGUUCCGUGGAAAGACGCGUUGGGGCGAGGCUUAUGUCAACUACCACGAUAGGGUUCCUAUCCGGCGACGGGUUGCUGGCGAUCCUGGUGCAGAUGCAGAGGUAGAUGGAAAAGAGCAGCGUGAGGUUGAUGAUGAUUUCUUCUGGGAACGGUGUCGACGGGCGUUUUCAUCGGUGGAUUUUGAUAAUCCGCCGCUAAAUCGGUUGUUUUGGGGAUGUGGUGCUCCGAGGUUUGAGCAUGCUGCUGAUGAUGCGAAGUGA
Aspergillus glaucus CBS 516.65 is the source of this 1701-nucleotide messenger RNA. RefSeq lists its product as uncharacterized. The record is from RefSeq and is a predicted model, not a curated record. Gene Ontology annotation, molecular function: protein binding. Bases 1 to 1701 code for a protein of 566 amino acids. Lineage: Eukaryota; Fungi; Ascomycota; Eurotiomycetes; Eurotiales; Aspergillaceae. The transcript has a single exon.